UUUGAUUUGUUUAACUGCAAAGUGAUCGACACAGAGUAAAACGGAGACACCCGAAGAGAAGAACGACUCUAUUGUCUGACUGGAAGGCUUUAGUAGCUGAUAUCACACCCACGCUGUUCGGCUCCUAACCACUGUCUGAACCUGCCUCACAGGGGUAAACUCCGUUCACGUUCAUCUUAAGUAAUAGGCUACAACUGAAUCCUACAUACCGAUGGCAAGUAAAUGCUGGCUGGCUCCCCUGAUGCUGCUCUUGAUAACCUGGAGGGAGAGCAUGCAUUGCAAUGGACUUACAGUGGAUCCUCCUGAGAACCUUGAGAUCAUUGAUCUUGGCCAUCUUGGCCACGUUGAGAUUGCAUGGAGCCCCCCAGCCAGCCUGAUUAAUAUGACAGAGUGCUCAGAACUGUACCAGCUGGAGUACUUCAACACAUACAAGGACAGCUGGACUGGCAUCAGGACACCUAUGAGGACACAAACUGCCCAGUUUGAUCUUAUGAAGGAUGUGAGAGUGAGGGUGUACACCUUGCUGAGUGGACCCUGCACCAACGGCACUCUGAUCAAGAGUACGAGCUACACUGAACUGGUCCAGAAACCUCCCAGCACUGGUGUUGAGGAUACUGCAGUCCAGGAUUUAAUCUGCGUGUACCAUAACAUGAAGUACGUGGAGUGCAACUGGAGAAAAAGCUCAAAGGCGCCGGCCAACUCACAGCAACAUCUAUACUUCUGGCACAAAAAGCUGGAAAAGGCAGAGGAAUGUUCGAAAUACCUGAUUUCAAGCGGAACCAGGAUUGGCUGCAAUUUCAGUGAGAAAUCCCUCCCUGAGUUCACAGAUAUCAACUUCUGUGUAAAUGGCUCAUCUCCUGAGGGGCCCCUGAAACCAACAUUCACCACCCUGCAAAUCCAAAACCAUGUAAAGCCUGACGCUCCAGAGAAGCUUCAGCUAAAAACAGGCCUGGAUGCACAGCUGGAGCUCCACUGGGACAGUCCUGCUGGGAAGAUUCCUGAACACUGCCUGGAAUGGGAGGUGGACCACAAGCAACAGGAACCUGAUGGGAAAAUGACUUCGCAGCAGAAGAUUUCUACCAAACAGAAGACUGUAACUCUGCCAUCCAGCCUCAACAAUGAGAGAAACUGCUACAGGGUUCGGGCCACGUUGAAUAAGUACUGUGCAGAAAAGAGCUUAUGGAGCGAGUGGAGUCAUCUGUCAUGCUACCCAGAAAAGACAGAUGUGGCAGCUGAACCAGAAUGGGAGAUGGUUCCUGUCUAUGUAUAUAUCGCUGUUGCCAUCAUCACCAUACUGGUGUUGUUGCUGUGUGUUGGUGCUGGACUCAAAGUGAGAAGAUCGAGACAAGAGAAGAAGCCAGACUCUCUGCUCACCACACUGUUCGGCAGAAGUUCAGUUCUCACAGAGGCGGAGGCCUAAAACAAUCAUUCUACCUUUCGCAUUUUUCAGGGUCUCUGGUUGAAAAUCAGACACUGAAGCCCUUUAAGCCAACUGUUAUCACCUGAGAUUGUUACCACAGCUGACUGAAGAUAUAACAUUUUAGGCCAAAGGUUACAGUGGAUUUUUUACCAAAAAAUAUGUAGAAACAGUAUUAUAUUAAUCCAACAUACUGUCAAAGACUCGCCCUUUUAUUGCCAUUUUUAUACAAAUGCUUGAAUUUACAUGAACUAUUCAGGUCACUGGAAUGUUGUUUUAUGGUGUUUUUAUUUUUUUGAUUGGUUAUUUACUUUCUCGUCCAACAAUUGCCAACUGAUUCAUUAAGCCCAGAUGACUUGAAAGAUGUUGAUCUCAUGUUUUCUCUGGGAAUAUGUUUUCUGAUGUUUUACUAUUUGCCAGAUGCCUUGCCAGCUGAUUUAGUCAGUGCUGAAUCACUUUGUGAUUUUUGAUGUUUUAUGUGUUUCUGUUGAAUUGUUUACUUUCUGCCUCACUCUUGCCAGUUAGUUCAGACUAUAAAGAUUUUGUUUGUACUGCCAAAUUUGUGAAAAGGUUUUGUGUUUCAUUGCAACAACAAAAAACAAGCCACAUAUCACCUGUAUAAUUUAUAAUUAAACGGAUGGGGUUUUUCUCCUCUAAAAACAUGGAGAAGUUUAAAUCAUACCUUAACAUGACAUACAUGCCUUGAUUAUAUAAAAAUAUAUACAUCACAUGUACCGCAGCCUCCCUUUGACUUUUGUACAUUACUUUGUAUUGAAUGGUUGUUCACAUGUUGUCAUUAGUU
Molecule: messenger RNA, 2219 nt
Organism: Centropristis striata (black sea bass)
Lineage: Eukaryota; Metazoa; Chordata; Actinopteri; Perciformes; Serranidae
Gene: il13ra2
Product: interleukin 13 receptor, alpha 2
Exons: 11
Coding region: 212-1420 (402 amino acids)
Biological process (GO): cytokine-mediated signaling pathway
Cellular component (GO): external side of plasma membrane
Molecular function (GO): protein binding; cytokine receptor activity
Source: RefSeq, a predicted model, not a curated record